Messenger RNA from Ascochyta rabiei, 1410 nucleotides. RefSeq names its product Ribosomal lysine N-methyltransferase 4. The transcript is spliced from 4 exons. Bases 1 to 1410 code for a protein of 469 amino acids. Gene Ontology annotation, biological process: peptidyl-lysine monomethylation. Lineage: Eukaryota; Fungi; Ascomycota; Dothideomycetes; Pleosporales; Didymellaceae. Gene Ontology annotation, molecular function: protein-lysine N-methyltransferase activity; protein binding. Gene Ontology annotation, cellular component: nucleus. The record is from RefSeq and is a predicted model, not a curated record.
AUGGGAGACUUCAAAGCUGCGACAGAUCACUUUUUAAAUUGGUUCAAAUCGGUCGGUGGUGAAUUCAGAGAUGACCUCGUCGAAAUUCAAGACUUGAGGUCUCAAGGCGCAGGUAGAGGCAUUGUGGCAACCAAAGAUAUACCGCAAGACUGUACUCUGUUCACGAUUCCCCGGUCUGCGAUUAUCAAUGUUGAAACCUCAGACCUUCCAAAGAAAUUGCCAAAGGUCUUCGAGACUGCAUUCGAAGAAGAGGAGGAAGACACAGAGCCACUCGACCCCUGGGAAUCUUUGAUCUUGAUCCUAUUAUACGAGCACCUGCAAGGUGAUGCGUCUCGCUGGAAGCCUUACCUGGAUGUCCUACCGACCACCUUCGACACGCCCAUGUUCUGGUCAGAAGCUGAACUCAAGGAGCUGAAUGCGACCGUUCUAACGCAAGAGAAGAUUGGAAAGCAAGCCAGUGAUGAAAAACUGCGCUCUCGCAUCGUCCCUGUAGUUUUACAGAACCCUUCGAUCUUUUACCCCGCAGGCAGCAAUCAGCUCAAAGAAGACGAAUUGCUGAGCCUAGCGCAUCGAAUGGGCAGUACAAUCAUGGCAUACGCAUUUGACUUGGAUAACAAAGAAGAUGACUCUGAAGAGGAUGAAGAUGGCUGGGUGGUAGACACUGAUGCGCAAACGAUGCUGGGCAUGGUGCCCAUGGCCGACAUCCUCAAUGCCAACGCUGAUUUCAAUGCCCAUGUCAACCAUGGCGAUAACCUCGAGGUCACAAGCCUUCGCGCUGAUGUCAAGACCGGGACCGAGAUAUUAAACUAUUAUGGAGCCAUGCCCUCAUCCGAGGUGCUGAGACGUUACGGAUAUGUCACACCGGAGUACCGUAGGUACGACGAAGUCGAGGUGUCUCGUGAGACUGUUGCAAAAGCCUUGGCCACCGCUACAGGCAUGUCGCCAUCUGAUCUAACAGCAAUGGGCGUCGAGAUAGACACAGAAGAGAACGAGGAACCUUUCAUCAUCGAGCGGGAGUCGGGCGCACCCAAUGAGGAGGGCCGUCUAGUGGAAGAAGCCAAGCUGAGUGAAUUUCCAGAGCUCGAAGAAGAGCUGAGAGAUGCUUUGAAGAUCAUUAGAAAGCACAAACCGGAAGCAGUCGCAGACAAGCGAAAACGGGAUGAGAUUGCGAACACAGUUCUGAUCCAAAUCCUGAGCGACAAGCUAGCCGAGUUUCCCACAUCAGUACAAGAGGACGAAGCAUUGUUGCAGAAAUCUGACCUCACAAGUCGACACCGUAUGGCUGUUGAGGUCAGGCUGGGAGAGAAAGUGCUUCUUGAAGAAGCUCUCGCCAUGGUGAGAAGAAGGGGUGAGGCAGCUACCCAGGGAGGUGAAGAACGCCCAGCAAAGAGGGUCAAGAGCCGGGCAUAA